AUGGCAACCCUUCGAGUCGACGAAAUUAAUAAAAUUCUCCGCGAACGUAUUGAACAAUAUAAUAGGAAAGUAGGGAUUGAGAAUAUCGGUCGCGUAGUUCAAGUGGGGGAUGGGAUUGCUCGUAUUAUAGGUCUUGGUGAAAUAAUGUCAGGUGAAUUAGUCGAAUUUGCGGAAGGGACGAGAGGUAUUGCUCUGAAUUUGGAAUCCAAAAAUGUUGGAAUUGUAUUAAUGGGCGAUGGGUUGAUGAUACAAGAGGGAAGUUUUGUAAAAGCAACAGGAAGAAUUGCUCAGAUACCCGUGAGCGAGGCUUACUUGGGUCGUGUUAUAAAUGCUCUCGCUAAACCUAUUGAUGGGAGAGGCGAAAUUGUCGCUUCGGAAUCUCGCUUAAUUGAAUCUCCUGCUCCGGGUAUAAUUUCUAGGCGUUCCGUAUAUGAACCCCUUCAAACAGGGCUUAUUGCUAUCGAUUCGAUGAUCCCCAUAGGGCGCGGUCAGCGAGAGUUAAUUAUUGGGGACAGACAGACUGGCAAAACAGCAGUAGCCACAGAUACAAUUCUCAAUCAAAAAGGGCAAGAUGUAAUAUGUGUUUAUGUAGCUAUCGGUCAAAGAGCAUCCUCCGUGGCUCAAGUAGUAACUACUUUCCACGAAGAGGGGGCCAUGGAAUACACUAUUGUAGUAGCUGAAAUGGCGGAUUCACCCGCUACAUUACAAUAUCUCGCUCCUUAUACGGGAGCAGCCCUGGCUGAGUAUUUUAUGUACCGCGAACGGCAUACUUUAAUAAUUUAUGAUGAUCUCUCCAAACAGGCACAAGCUUAUCGCCAAAUGUCCCUUCUAUUAAGAAGACCCCCCGGCCGCGAAGCUUAUCCAGGGGAUGUUUUUUAUUUGCAUUCACGCCUUUUAGAAAGAGCCGCUAAAUUAAAUUCUCUUUUAGGCGAAGGGAGUAUGACCGCUUUACCAAUAGUGGAGACUCAAUCUGGAGACGUUUCCGCCUAUAUUCCUACUAAUGUAAUCUCAAUUACAGAUGGACAAAUAUUCUUAUCCGCGGAUCUAUUCAAUGCCGGAAUUCGACCUGCUAUUAAUGUGGGUAUUUCUGUUUCCAGAGUAGGAUCCGCAGCUCAAAUUAAAGCCAUGAAACAAGUAGCUGGCAAAUCAAAAUUGGAAUUAGCUCAAUUCGCGGAGUUACAAGCCUUUGCACAAUUCGCCUCUGCUCUCGAUAAAACAAGUCAGAAUCAAUUGGCAAGGGGUCGACGAUUACGGGAAUUGCUUAAACAAUCCCAAUCAAACCCUCUCCCAGUGGAAGAGCAAGUAGCUACCAUUUAUACCGGAACGAGAGGAUAUCUUGAUUCGUUAGAAAUUGAACAGGUAAAGAAAUUUCUGGAUGAGUUACGUAAACACCUAAAAGAUACUAAACCUCAAUUCCAAGAAAUUAUAUCUUCUAGCAAGACAUUCACCGAGCAAGCAGAAACCCUUUUGAAGGAAGCUAUUCAGGAACAGCUUGAACGGUUUUCCCUUCAGGAACAAACAUAA
Messenger RNA from Setaria italica (foxtail millet), 1524 nucleotides. The record is from the annotation of a RefSeq genome assembly. NCBI's taxonomy places the organism in Eukaryota, Viridiplantae, Streptophyta, Magnoliopsida, Poales, Poaceae.